CACCAUGGACGGGUUGCCCGGUCGGGCGCUGGGGGCCGCCUGCCUUUUGCUGCUGGCGGCCGGCUGGCUGGGGCCCGAGGCCUGGGGCUCACCCACGCCCCCGCCGUCGCCUGCCGCUCCACCUCCGCCCCCGCCGCCCGGAGCCCUCGGCGGCUCCCAGGACACCUGCACGUCGUGCGGCGGCUUCCGGCGGCCAGAGGAGCUGGGCCGGCUGGACGGCGACUUCCUGGAGGCGGUGAAGCGCCACAUCUUGAACCGCCUGCAGAUGCGGGGCCGACCCAACAUCACCCAUGCCGUGCCCAAGGCCGCCAUGGUCACGGCCCUGCGCAAACUGCAUGCGGGCAAGGUGCGCGAGGACGGCCGGGUGGAGAUCCCGCACCUGGACGGCCACGCCAGCCCUGGCGCCGACGGCCAAGAGCGGGUCUCCGAGAUCAUCAGCUUCGCAGAGACAGAUGGCCUCGCCUCCUCCCGGGUCCGCCUGUACUUCUUCAUCUCCAACGAGGGUAACCAGAACCUGUUCGUGGUACAGGCCAGUCUGUGGCUCUACCUGAAGCUGCUGCCUUAUGUCCUGGAGAAGGGGAGCCGGCGCAAGGUUCGGGUCAAGGUGUACUUCCAGGAGCCGGGCCACAGCGACCGCUGGGACGUGGUGGAGAAGCGUGUGGACCUGAAGCGCAGCGGCUGGCACACCCUCCCGCUCACCGAGGCCAUCCAGGCCCUGUUUGAGCGGGGCGAGCGGCGCCUCAACCUGGACGUGCAGUGCGACGGCUGCCAGGAGCUGGCCGUGGUGCCCGUGUUUGUGGACCCGGGCGAGGAGUCACACCGGCCCUUCGUGGUGGUGCAGGCGCGGCUGGGUGACAGCAGGCACCGCAUCCGCAAGCGGGGCCUGGAGUGUGACGGCCGGACCAACCUCUGUUGCAGGCAACAGUUCUUCAUCGACUUCCGCCUCAUUGGCUGGAGUGACUGGAUCAUCGCACCCACUGGCUACUAUGGGAACUACUGUGAGGGCAGCUGUCCGGCCUACCUGGCAGGGGUGCCAGGCUCUGCCUCAUCCUUCCACACGGCCGUGGUCAACCAGUACCGCAUGCGGGGCCUGAACCCGGGCACAGUGAACUCCUGCUGCAUCCCCACCAAGCUGAGCACCAUGUCCAUGCUCUACUUCGAUGACGAGUACAACAUCGUCAAGCGGGACGUGCCCAACAUGAUCGUGGAGGAGUGUGGCUGUGCCUGAAAGCAUGGGCUCGGGACUGUCCCUGCGGGCACGGGGCACAUGGCGGGGGGGUGUGGUCUUGCUGCCGGGUGGCCCGGCAGGUGCCAGGGUGGGAGGCCUGAGAUACUUUCCUACUUCUUUAUUGAGCAAUCAGUCGAAACCAGAGGGCGAACCCUCCGUGGACACGAAAGACUUGAAAAUGCGCACGUAGAUGCCCACAGCAGACGCCUCCUGCCACCCACACAGCAGCCUCCGGGAUACCAGCAAAUGGAUGCAGUGACAAAUGGCAGCUUAGCUACAAACGCCUGUCAGUCGGAGAGAAAGGGUGAGCAGCCACCAUUCCCACCAGCUGGCCCGGCCACUCUGAAUCGCUCCUUUCGAGCACACAGAGAAGCACAAAGACAGAGACACCGAGAGAGAGAGAGAGAGAGAGACAGACAGACAGACAGACAGACAGAGACAGACAGACAGAGACAGAGAGAGAGAGAGCGCGCAAGCGAGUGAGCGCAGGAGCCCUGGAGAGAAGAGGAGCGGCAGAUACGGGGGUGGGGAGCGUGGGGGCACGCAGAGGGCUGCUUGUCCCCCCUUUGCUUGCUCAAGGCCCGAGGGCCUCGGUAUCUCUUGGCUCCAACCUAUCGGCUUCGUCCCCUGACUAGGAUCCUUCCUAGGGGACCACGGCAGCCUGUCCUUUCCCACGCUUGCCCAGGGAGGGAGGCCCAGUAGGGACACCACUUGCCGGAGACCGUGGAGCAGUGGCAAUGACCAUUUGACUGUUGCUUGGGUCCCUGGUGUGACUUCUAAGUGUGUGUUUGUUUUGGGGGGUGGGGAGGGAGGGAGAGGAGAAGGGUCUUAAUUUGAUGCUUUAACUGAUCACUAGCAGUUGAAUGGUCAUGCAGUCCAGUUGUAUAAAUGCAGAGGGACCUUGCUACCAGCUAUGACCUUUCAAGUUAAAAAUCUGAAUUGUUCUAAGCAGAUAGAAGAAAAAGUGGCAAUUUGUGCCCUUCACUGGGGAUAUUCCUCUAGGACUGGUUGGGGAGGUGUGGAAAUGACUCUUAGGCGAGGGGAUGAGCUCUUAGGAAGAGAGGGUGGUGGGGUGGAGGU
Molecule: messenger RNA, 2308 nt
Organism: Phacochoerus africanus (Common warthog)
Lineage: Eukaryota; Metazoa; Chordata; Mammalia; Artiodactyla; Suidae
Gene: INHBB
Product: inhibin subunit beta B
Exons: 2
Coding region: 5-1228 (407 amino acids)
Biological process (GO): SMAD protein signal transduction; BMP signaling pathway
Cellular component (GO): extracellular region
Molecular function (GO): growth factor activity; cytokine activity
Source: RefSeq, a predicted model, not a curated record